AAAAGCUUCCAAUUCUCUUUACCUAGAGCUAUGACUGACAUUGGAGAUUACAUAGGCUCCAACAUCGAAAUAUCCUGGCUACCCAACCUGGAUGAUUUGAUGAAAGGCUACGCACGUAAUUUCAGGCCUGGGAUUGGAGGUCCUCCUGUUAAUGUUGCUCUUGCAAUUGAAGUAGCCAGCAUUGACCACAUCUCAGAAGUGAACAUGGAAUACACCAUGACAGUAUUUCUGCACCAGAGCUGGCGCGAUGACCGCCUGUCCUACAACCACACCAAUGAAACGCUGGGGCUGGACAGCCGCUUUGUGGACAAGCUCUGGUUGCCAGAUACUUUCAUAGUAAACGCCAAGUCUGCCUGGUUCCAUGACGUGACUGUGGAAAACAAACUGAUCAGGCUCCAGCCAGAUGGAGUCAUCUUAUACAGCAUAAGGUAA
This is a messenger RNA of Meleagris gallopavo (turkey), 432 nucleotides long. NCBI's taxonomy places the organism in Eukaryota, Metazoa, Chordata, Aves, Galliformes, Phasianidae. The record is from RefSeq and is a predicted model, not a curated record.